Molecule: messenger RNA, 896 nt
Organism: Dendrobium catenatum
Lineage: Eukaryota; Viridiplantae; Streptophyta; Magnoliopsida; Asparagales; Orchidaceae
Product: non-specific lipid-transfer protein-like protein At5g64080
Exons: 3
Coding region: 90-653 (187 amino acids)
Biological process (GO): lipid transport
Molecular function (GO): lipid binding
Source: RefSeq, a predicted model, not a curated record
CCCUAAACCAGGAGGGUCUCCCAUCAUCUAUCUCUUCCUUUCGUUCUAUAAUAAUACCUCUCCAUCUUAAACUUAUUUACAACCCAACGAUGGAAACAUCAGGAACUCUGAUUAUUUUCUCCCAUGUCUUGUUCAUACUCCUCUUGGGCAGCGCUUGGGCAGAGACUGAGAGGUCUGUUGCGGCGCCUUCACCUUCCUCGUCUCUUCCACCAGCGGAUUGCAUGUCCGAGCUGUUGAGUCUCUCUGUCUGCCUGCCUUAUGUGCAGGCGGGAAGCACUGUGGCAAAGCCGGAUGCCUCCUGUUGUUCGCCUCUAAAGAAGGUGGUGAAGGAGAAGCCAGCGUGCCUUUGCCAGUCCUUCGGCUCCAGCUCUACAUUUGGCAUCAGCCUUAACAUAACUAAAGCCCUCUCUCUCCCUUCUGCUUGUAGUUUAAAAACUCCCUCUGUUCCCAAGUGCAAGUUGCCUGUGGCUGGUGCGCCUUUGGGAGCUCCUGUUCAUGCACCCACAACAUCGCCGGAAAUCACUCCAGCAGGUUCGUCCCAGGCGCCAUCCCCAUCUCUCACAUCCUCAGCUGCCAUCUUUCUUCCAUCUCCAUUCACUUUUCUCUUUCUGUCAAUUUUACUUCUUUCAGUGUGUUCUUUCCUUAGUCUUUGAGGCGUAAGUGUUUUCCUUGCUUGCUUUGGCGUUGGACAUCUUAUCUGAUUCGCUGCUUAUAUUGAUAAUGAAUAAUUUAUGGUUAUCUGCAAGAGCAAGCAUGUUGAUUUGAUUUGCUAUUUUUUCAGUGAAUUAACGCUUUUAAAGUGAGAAAGCUAGGUAAAGUGGAUCUUAUUAAUUAUGCAUGUAACGAACAUUUUACUUUCAUCUGAAACAUAAAAAAGCUCUGCAUGGAUGAAUGAA